AGUACUUCAGUUAUUUGUUGUUGCAACUUCUUUCAUCAUAAUACUAAUAUAGACAUCAUUUACAAAAGAGUCAAAUUUACAAAAGAGAAUUUUGAGGUCAGCAGUAUUUUGUGAAAAUAAAAUGCACGCAGUCAUGACUAUCCAUUUGAAGUUAUCAUGAUGUCGUGUUCCAACUUUCGUUUCGCUUAUAAAAUGUUCUUACAUGAAGGCGUUUUUUUAAAUCACGUAAUGUCUCUUAUAUUAAAAUAAUAUCCAUGAAUUAAUGAACAAAUGCAUUAAAUUUUGUUUGAUACAAUAUUUUUUAUUCUAGGGGGAGGAAAUUUGAAUAUUCAUAAAUUCAUAUGAUUAAAAAAGAUGGAAUAUACAGGAGAGAUUACUUUUCUCCAAUGAAUGUUAAAGAAGAAAUUUAAGGCACAUAGAACUGGCCGAAAUGCGGAUCUUUAGAAUAUCAUAACUCUGUUAUCCUUGUCCGAUUUUGUUUACAUUUUACCAAAUUUGUUUGAUUCUUCUUGAUCUCAAUUACUUUCAGCUGCACUCAUGCCAUGUCAUAUAGAAACAUACUCCCUUUAAUUCUUAAUAUAUUCAAAUGUUAUACAAAUCAGUCAUAUACUAAUAUUUGAAGCAAUCAUAUUGUGGAAUAGUGCAUUAUUGAAAUUCCAUAUUUUCAGCCAUCUGUAAGUUUGGAUAACUAUGCCUUUUAUCUAAAUACCAUUUUCGUGCGCAUUAUGACAAUCUUCGAGACGUUUGAAUUUAAGCUGUAUUUAGGGUCUGCAACUAUUAGACUACGCAAACGGUGUAGGGCGGUUUGUAUCGCGAUAGCUCUGUGCGCUGGGUUUGUGCGCUGGCUUGCUUCAAUAUAUUCUGUGCGCUGGGUUUGUGCGCUGGCUUCAGCCUGGUCAGCUGGGCCUGGGAUGACGAUGUUAUUAAAGCGUGAUGAAACUGCCGUUCUCUCGAAGUUGUGAAGCAAUUCUCUACUCAUUCCUAUCAUCAACUGAUCAAAAGGUUGACUCAUCAAAACACACUGUUUAUGCAUUGCUAUUCUGUGAGGUCUCCACAGUACAUACUCUCAAUUUAAGCUAGAUAAAAUGCUAAAAGACAUAGAUUUUUAGAAGCAGCUGACUAACGUUAUCAUCACGGAAAAUGGUUCGCAUUGCAGCCGAAAGUCUGGCGGGGGUGGUGUUCAUGUGUUUGAUCCUUGUGUGCUGCGCUGUCAAAGAUGUUGUGACUGGUUACGAUCGAGAGCGUGUUGCCUGCCCGUUCAAAAGUUUGGUUUUUGGACCUGGACUGGAAACAAAUUUUGUUGUUCCUGCGAGGUUUUUCUACAUUCAAGCUGUUGAUUUUGAAAAUAAUAAUUUCACGUAUUCACCGGGCAGUAAUGCAUUUGAAGUUUCUAUAAAGCCCAUAGACGGAAACAGAGGGCGUAUCUACCUACAGAUGCUCGAUCGUCAUGACGGCACCUUCAUUGUACGUUAUCGUCUUUACCAGUCUUACGAUGGGCUGAAGAUCACAGUCAAGAGUGCUGGCAGACAUGUGGCUGAUUCACCAUACAGAUUAAAUGGACUGGUCAAAUGCGAGAACUGCUAUUGUCCAGUGGAAGAUAGGAACCAGUGGAGAAGUGAUACGUUCUGUCGACCUGAUGUUCACUCUCAAACGCAGAUUGAUUUCUCAAUUUUUCCAUCCAUCGACCUCUCUACCCUUCAUAAAAAUGUGGAGUCGAGGUUUGCAAAGCAUCACAGCUUGUGUCACUAUGCCAUCAUUGAUAAUAAGGUGUACAGGAAAACGUUAGGAAGUAUUGUCGGAUUUAAAAUGUUUUCAGAUGCUUUCCUGCUCUCGCUCACAAGAAAGGUCAAAGUUCCAGAUGUGGAGUUCUUUAUCAACCUGGGAGAUUGGCCGUUAGAGAAGAAGGAUCCUGAAGAUGGACCUCUCCCUAUCCUGUCCUGGUGUGGAUCGACGGACACAAGAGACAUCGUCCUACCAACUUAUGACAUCACAGAAUCAACACUGGAAUCUAUGGGAAGAUUUUAA
Messenger RNA from Lytechinus pictus (painted urchin), 2025 nucleotides. Its product is annotated as protein O-glucosyltransferase 2-like. The transcript has 6 exons. Gene Ontology annotation, molecular function: protein binding; glucosyltransferase activity. Gene Ontology annotation, cellular component: endomembrane system. Bases 1141 to 2025 code for a protein of 294 amino acids. Lineage: Eukaryota; Metazoa; Echinodermata; Echinoidea; Temnopleuroida; Toxopneustidae. The record is from RefSeq and is a predicted model, not a curated record.